AGAGGGGGCAGUUCACUGGAAAAAGAAGAGGAAGCAAGAACUGACAAGGACUGAAAGAAAAAAAAUCACCACAAUCCACACUAAUUUUAAGUCAGUGUGGCAAUUUACCUGUUGACUGGAAACCUGCCUAAAGGAAGUGAUCCCAGGUCAAUUCUGACAGCAGCAAAAAGGUUUUGUUUUUACCAAAUGGGAUGAGAGCUAUUUCCGUUUCUCACUGGGAUCCUCCAGGCAGUUGUUGCUUUGCCACAUGCAGAUGCAUGCUUUAAAUACAAGCGUCACUUGUGAAGAUUCCCGUCACACUCUACGAGAGCAGGGCAGAGCACAUGCAGGUGCGCAGAGCGGCAGGUUCAACCAGACCACAGGUCUGACGGUUUAGCAGCAGACCCACUUCCUCAUUGAGAGUUGAGGCAGAGCGAGCCAACAUGAGUUUCCUGUGACGCAUCUGUGUCUCUGGAACUACAACAGGCCUGCUCAGGUGUUGACUGUCUUCAGAGGAAAGCUGUGAUGCCGUUUGUGUCCAUAUAGACUUGUGCCUCAUCAGUGUGUGUCUGGAAUAUUCAGCCAUGCUACAGCAGUCAGAGCUCAUCUUUGACUUUGCCAGUGACCAUGUCAACAUGUCACAGUUAGGGGUCUACUCAGAUUACCCUGCAGUGAUUGUGGAGCAGGUUCCCGAUCCACACCUGCUCUCAUAUGCCGGUCUGGCAUGUGAACAGUCACUGACCGAGGAGGAUCACCAGCAGAUGCUCAAAGUGGAGCUGUGUGAAAGUGGAGAAGAAGAGACCAUGGAGACGCUCGUUGCUGCAGACUCGCUUCUUAACAUGGACUGCCCUGACGGCCUCUCGAUAGAGCAACAUUACUCCCAGACCUUCCUACCAUCACUGGGUGAUGUCAUCACUGCUCCCGUUACCCAGGUGACUGUGUCAGCAGACGGGAUUGUGGGACCUGUUGAUCAGUCACAAUGGCACUUGUUGCACACAAAGAAGCCUGCCUCACAGCUGCAAUCCAAAAAGAGAAGUCGAAAACCUCGACUUCGAAGGGCAGAGUCUCCCACACCAGAAAUUAAAGUGAAAAAAGACAAAUACAACAAAGGGGGAAACACACUGUACCUGUGGCAGUUCCUCAUGGAGUUGCUGCAGGAUCGGCAGGUCUGCCCCCGCUACAUCAAGUGGACGAAUCCCGAUGCAGGCAUCUUCAAGCUGGUCAACUCGAAAGCAGUGGCGAGACUCUGGGGCAAACACAAAAACAAGCCAGAUAUGAAUUAUGAGACAAUGGGCAGAGCACUCAGGUACUACUACCAGAGGGGGAUCCUGAAUAAGGUGGAAGGCCAGCGUCUCGUCUACCAGUUCACCUCUCUGCCUAAAGACAUGGUUUAUAUCACAGAUGGGGAUGGCACCAAAGAAGAAGAAGAUGAAGAUGACCACACCAACAACAGCGGCAAUGAAGACGCUGUGAGUGAUGACUCGGACGACUGCACAAUAUCUUCGAGUGACCAAUCAGUGGAGGAGGAAAUCUCCCACCCACCACAAAAGAAGAUGUCAUCCAUUAGUGCCGUCCAAACCCCAGUCAACCAGCGGACCAGGCUGGCCACCAGGCCUCCAGGCCAGCGUGACACUGUCCUGCGAUCUGCCAGUGCCAGCCUCAUUCAGGAGAAGCACUUACCAAUUGUGUCCGCUGAGAUGCUGCGGACCCUCCAGAACCUGGAGAAAGUCCAGUCCCUGCAGCCUGCGGGUCACGCUUCAGUCUUUAAAACAGCUCAGUUGCUGGGGAGCCUGUAUGAGCAGCAGGCCGCUGCUGUGAUGAUUCAAGACAGAGAGAGUUCACCCAAGGCUCACGAUAAAGAUUCACACCAAGGUCAUAAAUCCUCUCAAGGAGAGACUCCUCAGCUGGUUCCUCUCACCACCUCUGACCAGUAGAACAGAGCUGUUCAUCACCAAACACACACACACACACACACACACACAUACACUCCACUCACUCAGGACCAGUCACAGAGCUGCACUUUGCUGUGGCAUUGACUCCACACAAGGGCCUACAUUUCAAAAGUGUCUAAAAGAGAAGUUAUUUAUUCAGGAUAUAUAUUUUUUUUUUUUUUUAAAUACAGCGCUAACAAAGGUAAUUCUAAAUCCUUCCUUACUGACAUUUGAGUUGAGAGGAAAUUGGCAUGAGCCACAAUCUCACAACAUUCAGCAGUUUGGUUAAGGCUACAUCCAGGCUACUCCGUUUCCAUUUUAAAACACGUCAAUUCUGCUACACACUUAUCUUAAUUAUCCCGUUGUUUCAGUGCCCCAAAAAUGGAGAAGUAUAAAAACACUGCAAACUAAGGGUUGCAUUUUAGUAUAAAUGGGCAAAAACUUAACUUAUCAGCUAAAAAAGAAAAGCGCCAUACUGUCAGUUUUAGUUUCAUCUCAUCAUCAGUCAUUUUUAUUACCUUUUACUUGAUUUUUUGUUGAUUUUCAUUAGUAAUACUUUCUGAAGCAAACAACUGCAGAGGCUGACUUCCUGUUUACACUGGCAUACGCAUGCCCAGUGAACCUGGAUGGUCAUCAGUAUAGAUGCAGAUUUCUUCUUUAAAUAAAAACACAAUAGUAUGGAUGUAGCCUUAGCCCAUAUUCACUGUGGAUACAUGUGCAGCACAUUAUGGCUGCAGCAAGUCUCUCAUUUCAUUUAGCCACACAUUUAUAAGAUUUCACAAUACCCUUGGUUUGGAGUGAGCAGUGUGGCUCGUUUUGGGAGUAGACCUCUCAUUUAUUUUUUAAAGGAAGCUGCGUUCAUGUCACAACAAGAACACAGUGAAAAUAUUUUUUCUUCAGUUUCAGCAUCUAUAUUUGUUGCAUAUGUCACAAAUACAGCAUGUCCUGUUCUUAUUUCAUAGUACAGCAAAAGCACUCUAGUAUUUCAUUCCCCUGAUUUGCUUUAUUGUGAAAUAUUUGCAGCACCAAUGGAUGUGCAGCCUCUUAUGAAGAGUCCUGGUAUUUACUUAAGGAGUAUUUAGAGUAUUUAAAGGUUGUUUAUGAUUUUUUUUUUUCUUCAAAGGCAAACUCUGUAUAAUUGUAUAACAUAGCAGGAGCUCCACAGCAGCUCUGUGGCAGGUGAGCAGGAGAAACGCGACUGACAAAUGCAGAACAGACUCGCACGAGAAGUAGCAAAUCGGCAUCGCUGUGGCCACACAAUGCACACGCAUCCACUGCGAAACCAGCCUUAAUUUCCUGUUUAUCUCGGCCUUCUAUAAUUCUCUUUAUGUGUUAACUGUGCACAACACCAAAGACGGACAUGCACUGGAAUCCACCGCCUCCCCACACCUUCUGCAGAUACACCUGCUGCUUGCACGUGGGCUCCAUCACCCUGGAGCUAAUUACCUAAUCAGCACACUGUGUCCUGUUAUGCCUUAAUCUUUCGCUAUUCUUACUUACUUUUUUUUUUAAACUAUCACAUGCUCAGUCAUUCUUCUUCCUCGAUGCACUAAAGUUUACCCCUGCUGUAUGUUUCUUCUCUUAAGUGCCUGAAGAUCUUAGACCCUCCUGCCCCUGCUUCCACUUUUCCUGGUAAUCAUGAGGUUGUUGAGGGAAAAACAUUCCAUAUUAUUGUAUAUCAAUAUUGUUUUGUUUUUUUAAAAAAAAAAAAAGAUUACUGAAUUGUGUUUGUAUUGUUGAAAAAACAAGGGAUCACUGUGAUAUGUCUAGAAUAGGAAUUUUAGCACUGCUGCUGUUUAUAGUGGACCUGCCUUCUGUUGACAAUCUAUGACUUUUACUUCGCUACAGUGCCUCCUGUAGUGUGUAUAUUCUGUUUAGUAACAGCACAUACAGUACAACAUAUAAGCGCUCAUGUGGACUUCUAAGGCAUAUUUUUGUGUAUCGUGUGUUAGAUACUGUAUCUUUGUGAAUAUGCUUGAUUUUGUGCCUUAUUGCCAUUUUCUCUCUCAGGUUUGCAUGCGUUUGUUUUGCUGCACAGAUCCUGUACGCUAUGCAAAUUAGUUUAACAGCUAUUCUUUUAUAAAGAGGAAAUGCAAAGUUUAGCAUUUUUGGCUUCAGUUGAUCUUAUUUAGCCUCACAAAUCCAGAUUUGAAAGUUUAACUUGAAAUGAAAACGACAUGUGAGAUGUAAGCUGUGUUCUGUGAGGCUAAACUUUGGUAGAGAAUGUUUAGAAUUGUGCCUUUUUUCCAAAGGAAAUUCCGCUAUGCAAAACUGUUUUCAAUUCAUUCCUUAGUAAAGCUUUUAUUUUGAAAUCCCUCUCACUUUGCUUUAUCUGGAGGUGCCUUCAUAUUUUAAGUUUUACUGAUAUGAGUUUGUGAACUUGUAGAGGGAGAGGUGGCGUUUCUGUUGUUUUUCUUUUCUUUUCGUGUUUGCUUUCAUGCAAUCCUGAGGUGUUGAAUAAGAUAAUGAUCUAUUAUAUGAAAUAAACCUAAUUCCAUCA
Solea senegalensis (Senegalese sole) is the source of this 4410-nucleotide messenger RNA. Its product is annotated as ETS-related transcription factor Elf-1-like. NCBI's taxonomy places the organism in Eukaryota, Metazoa, Chordata, Actinopteri, Pleuronectiformes, Soleidae. Gene Ontology annotation, biological process: regulation of transcription by RNA polymerase II; cell differentiation. The transcript is spliced from 10 exons. Bases 564 to 1913 code for a protein of 449 amino acids. Gene Ontology annotation, cellular component: nucleus. Gene Ontology annotation, molecular function: sequence-specific DNA binding; DNA-binding transcription factor activity, RNA polymerase II-specific. The record is from RefSeq and is a predicted model, not a curated record.